UGUAUGGCAUGUAAUACAGGGUUAACGGUCGCACAGUCCGACGACGAGCGCGAUCCGAGACGGUGGUGCAGCUGCAGCGACUUAGAGCGAUCUAUAUAUCAGUGAUUUUCGACCGCAUAUUGGACUCGAGACCCAUUUUAGUUGAUACAUACAUGGACGGAUAAAGAAACAAAACAAAAAGCCGAUUGAUAAAUACUAUACAUUUCAUAAUAUUGUCACGACCCACCGAAUACCUACAAGCCAAUAAUUCGGGCAAUCGUCGUCAUGUCACUGACGGUCGGAAGACGUGGGAUUUUCGAAGUAAGGGCAGAGAGACGAUCGCGACCCAGCAGAGUGGCCACAGCGUUGACCACGGCGUUGGUGGUCGCCUGGCUGCAGCUACCCGCCACGUUGUUCUGGUGCUGUGCGGCCGCAUCCACGGUUAACGGUACGCUGUUCAAAGCGGUCGGACCACCGCCGUUUGUCCACCCAGCGUGGGCGGACGUCAGUGGAAACGUCACGUCCGUGGGCCGGGUGGACGUGUGCGCGUUGAACGCCUGUGAGGCGUACGUAAGGAUGCGCGACGACCUGGCCAACGCGGUGAGGCCGAUCAACGACAAGCUACGCGGCGACGGGGAAGGCGGCGGAAGGGGUGGCGUGGCCGGUGACAGAGGUGCGCUGCUCGAGGCCAGGCUGCAGAGGUUGGACAGGCGACUCCGGUCCGUCGAACAGCCCGUGUGGACAAUCACGUCCGGAGUGUCCCGGUGGAAGCGCUGCAAUCACGGACCGUGCAAGUGCAGGACUGAAACUCAUUCGGUGAGCUGUUGGAGAAAGGACUUUGAAGAAAUUCCACCGGGCCAAACGCUGCCGUACGACGUCAGCGCAAUUGACCUGAGCACCAACAGUAUAGUGUCCCUGCACAAAGACACGUUUAAGGGACUGACUAACCUAACAGAACUGGACUUGACGGACAACGACAUCGACUUUGUGCCCACAGCAAUUUUCAACACGCUGGAAAACCUCACGAAAUUGAGGUUUCAUCGGAAUCGCUUGAUCGAAGUGCCAUUGUUGUUCAAAAGAAACACAAAAAUACAGAUAUUAGACAUGUCGAUGAACCAUAUAAAACAACUGCCGGAAACGUUAUUCCAAUCGACGAAAAACUUGGUGCUAUUGCAUCUGUACGGCAACAAGAUCGAAGUCUUUCCGAAGUCGAUAUUCAAAGACCUCAGCCUACUGGAAGACCUCGACUUGUCGGCGAACUCGUUGUUGGAGAUAUCGUCCGACAUAUUCCGAGGCGUUUCGUCGCUCAAGAGGUUGAAAUUGCAAGAAAAUCAACUGCAACAGCUGCCGUUGGGGGUGUUUGACGACGUCGAGUACUUGGAAGUCUUGUCGUUGAGGAACAACCGCAUAUCGUUUAUUCGUCCCGGGCUGUUCAACAACAUGCGUAGAUUGGUGUAUCUGGACCUGACCGAAAACUGGAUAAAUUUACUUAACGGCAACGAGUUCACUGACUUGGUAGCCUUGAACGAACUACAUCUCGGUCAAAAUUACUUGGAGUUCAUACCGGAACGGACGUUUAAGAAUUUGGCGUCGCUCGAAAAACUUUACCUCUUCUCAAACAACAUCCAACAGUUGGACGUCAACAGCUUUUACGGUUUGAAAAAUCUCUCGUCGCUGUUUCUCAACAACAAUGUGCUAAAGGUUAUCGGUGACAAACUUUUUGAACCGUUGAUGAAUCUCAGAAAGUUACACAUCGACAGCAAUAAAUUCCAAUUUCUACCAAACGAUUGUUUUGAUCACCUACCAAAGUUGGAAUCUCUGAAACUCUCAAAGAACCCGUGGCAUUGCGAUUGCACAAUAUUAUACUUGGCUAGAUGGCUGCGGGCGAACCGGCAGAAAGUGUGGGACUCGAACCCGACUUGCCGUGGUCCCAGGGAUCUGGGUGGCAAGCCCGUCGAAGACAUGACCUUUGAGGACUUGUGCGAUGGCCAAUGGGCGAGCAUGGUGAAGCUCACACCUCGCGUACCCAUUCGAUGAACGGCGGAAAAUAUCGUAAUCGGCAAUCGCGCAUUGAUAUUAUUAUUGUUAUAUAUAUUAAUAUUAUAUUGUACUUCGUCAGAAACCACGAUUGAUUUUAAUAGCUUUUUCUUGACAAUCCACGUUCAAGUAUAUUAUAUUAUUGUAUAUUAUUAUAUUAUAUUGUUUGCGGCGGUGUGCGUGUGCGGACGCGUAUUGUUUCUUUUGUUUUUAAUUGAUCGUACGGUUUAAUUGCGCGCAGAUAAGAAGUCGGCUGUUAUCUGGGACAGGCACUGUGUAAUAAUUUUAACAUUUAUUAUUAUUAUUAUUAUUAUUAUUUUUUCCUUAAUGUGCCACUCGAGAGUAAUAAUACCGUGUACAAGUGUACAAGCGUCAGUGUGUAUGUGUGUGCAGUCAUUUAUAGAUAAGAACAGUAAACAAUUUUUGAUCUUCGUCAAACAUUUUUUUAUUUUUCGUACUGCAGUCAGCAAUAAGCGUUCUAUACGAUCAGUUCGAAUCACAAUAAAAGUAAUAAUUAUGGUCGGCACUCGUUCAUCGUUGUUUUAUCUACUCUGUUCGAUCCUGAUUCUUCCCCCUGGCGGUAAAUGUUAUAUUCCUUAUUUUACAUAGUGCUUAAAUUAUUAUAAAAUAUAUAAGUACAUCGCAACUGUGUAGAAGUUCUAUGUAAAAAAUAUUUUAUUUUAUACAGUAUGCAUGCAUAUUAUAAUAUAUAAAUCCGUGUACAUUUUAACUUUGUGACGCUUACUUUAAAAUAAUAAUAAUAUGUUAAGUGAAA
This is a messenger RNA of Acyrthosiphon pisum (pea aphid), 2791 nucleotides long. RefSeq names its product carboxypeptidase N subunit 2-like. The record is from RefSeq and is a predicted model, not a curated record. Bases 265 to 2016 code for a protein of 583 amino acids. The transcript has 11 exons. NCBI's taxonomy places the organism in Eukaryota, Metazoa, Arthropoda, Insecta, Hemiptera, Aphididae. Gene Ontology annotation, molecular function: protein binding.